Messenger RNA from Bactrocera latifrons, 3793 nucleotides. It is a transcript of the gene LManII, whose product is annotated as lysosomal alpha-mannosidase. Gene Ontology annotation, cellular component: lysosome. The transcript is spliced from 9 exons. The coding region runs from base 260 to 3607 and encodes 1115 amino acids. Gene Ontology annotation, molecular function: alpha-mannosidase activity; carbohydrate binding. Lineage: Eukaryota; Metazoa; Arthropoda; Insecta; Diptera; Tephritidae. The record is from RefSeq and is a predicted model, not a curated record. Gene Ontology annotation, biological process: mannose metabolic process.
UUUCUCGAGUGCGCUUAAGAAUAGUGUGAGCGUCCGUUAGUGUAAAGCAAAUCAAAUAUUCAAGUGCGCACAAACAAAAACAAAAAAACAUAAUAAUAAUCAAUUUUAUCAGCGGCUUAAGUGAAGUUUCAUUAUUCAACUUUUCAUUUUAUUUUGUGAAAUUUCCAGUUCUGUUUUGGUGGCGUUGUAAGGUGUGCGUGUGUGUACGCGUUUUAGAAGCUACAAAUUCUAUGAGCGUGCCAUUGUGUUGGUGAACAAAAUGCAUUCAACUGCAAGUAGCUGCCCAUUCCGCGGUACCCAGAAAUUUUUUAUUAUUUUCGUUUUAUGUGUGCUGCACUACAACUUGGGCGAAGCGCGUCCGCAAAGUGCAGAACAUGAAAAUGUAGCGGCCGGAAAGAAAUGCGGUUAUGAGAGCUGCCCCAAAACCCAACCCAAUAUGUUGAAUGUCCAUCUUGUGGCACACACCCACGAUGAUGUGGGCUGGCUAAAGACCGUCGAUCAAUAUUAUUAUGGCAGCAAAACGCUUAUACAAAAAGCCGGCGUGCAAUACAUUUUGGACUCGGUAGUGCAUGAACUGUUGCGAGAUCCAGAAAAACGUUUCAUCUAUGUUGAAUCGGCCUUCUUCUUCAAAUGGUGGCGCGAACAGGAACCAGAGCUGCAGGAGCAAGUGAAAAUGCUGGUAAAUGAGGGACGUCUGGAGUUUAUCGGUGGCGCCUGGAGCAUGAAUGACGAGGCGACCGCGCAUUAUCAGAGUAUAGUCGAUCAAUUUACUUGGGGUUUGCGGCGCCUCAAUGACACUUUUGGCGAGUGUGCGCGACCACGCAUCGGCUGGCAGAUCGAUCCGUUUGGGCACUCGCGUGAAAUGGCUUCAAUGUUUGCGCAAAUGGGUUUCGACGGCUUGUUCUUCGGGCGUCUCGAUUAUCAGGACAAAAUGGAGCGUUUAACCACCAAAACAGCGGAGAUGAUAUGGCGCGCCUCGGCCAACUUGGAAGAUACAUCCAAUCUGUUCACUGGCGCUCUGUAUAACCAAUACCAGCCACCGCCUGGCUUUUGCUUUGAUAUCCUCUGCGCUGAUGAACCGAUAAUUGACGCCAAGCAUAGCCCAGAUAAUAAUGUUAAACAACGUAUCGAUGAAUUCAUCGCAAUUUCACGCAAUAUGUCCAAGGGCUAUCGCACCGAUAAUAUACUCGUUACAAUGGGUGAAGAUUUUCACUAUCAAGAUGCGAAUAGCUGGUUCAAGAACCUCGAUAAGUUGAUCAAAUACACAAAUGAUCGGCAAGUGAAUGGUUCCAAUGUAAAUCUUCUCUAUUCGACACCUUCUUGUUAUCUGAAGUCUCUGCAUGACGCCGGUAUAAGCUGGCCAACAAAAGAUGAUGAUUUCUUCCCAUACGCCUCAGAUCCACAUGCCUACUGGACGGGUUACUUCACCUCUCGGCCCACCCUAAAACGUUACGAACGCGUUGGCAACCAUUUUCUACAAGUUUGUAAGCAACUCACCGCCAUGGCACCAAAUACCGCUGGCCAAUUCGAUCCGCAUCUCUCAUUCAUGCGCGAAGCAAUGGGUGUCAUGCAGCAUCAUGACGCAGUCACCGGCACCGAGAAGCAAGCGGUUGCUGACGACUAUGCGCGCCAUCUAGAAGUAGCAAUACGCGCUUGUGCAACUAACACAAAGGAAGUCUUAAAUCAGCUGACUGUGGACACAACAGGUUCCGAAAGUGCUACAGAGUCUGGAACACGAGAACGCCGAUGGGCUACUGGUCCCAAAAGGGAAUAUACAUUUAAAUUUGAAACUUGUACACUGCUCAAUAUCAGUUCGUGUGCAGUACCCGAACAGGCUGAAAAAUUUGUUUUGACUCUAUACAACCCACUGGCUCAAACAGUUUCUGAUUUCGUGCGUAUACCGGUACCGGACGUGAACUAUGAGGUUAAGGAUUUCGAUGACGUUACAAUGGAAACGCAGCUCUUACCAAUUCCUGUCCCUAUUCAAGAUCUCAAUUUCCGAAAAUCUAGCGCACUUUAUGAACUUGUUUUCCUUGCAAGCUCACUGCCACCGCUGGGUUACAAGUCUUAUUACAUAACAAAAACAAAUGACAACCACAUGAAACCUGUGCCAGAUCCCGCAAAUAAGUCGAGUUUCACAAGCAUAGGAAAUGAGUAUAUUCGACUCAACUUCGAUACCAACGGUUUUCUAGUAACUGUCACCGCCGACGGCAUGACACGCAUAGUCAAUCAAGAAUUUGUGUAUUACGAAGCCGCCAUAGGUAACAAUCGCGAGUUCCGUAAUCGCUCUUCAGGCGCAUAUAUUUUCCGACCUGCCCACGAUCAAGUCCGUUCGAUUUCUCUACAACCCAAACUUAAAAUCUAUCGUGGUAAUCUAGUGGAGGAAGUGCACCAGUCAUUCAAUGAGUGGGUCAGUCAAGUGGUGCGUGUCUAUCGACAACAGCAUCAUGCCGAAUUUGAAUGGCUCGUCGGUCCGAUUCCGGUGGACGAUGGAAGAGGCAAAGAGAUUGUUAGUCGUUUCAACUCGGAUAUAGAUUCAAAUGGUGUCUUCUACACUGAUUCGAACGGUCGUGAAAUGCUUAAACGUAAACGAGAUCAUCGCGAUACUUGGAAGGUGAAAUUGUUGGAGCACACCGCUGGCAACUAUUAUCCCAUCACCACGAAGAUCGCUUUGGAGGAUGAAAACGCACGUAUGGCCAUACUAACGGAUCGCGCACAGGGUGGCAGCUCUAUGGGCGCUGGCUCUUUGGAAUUGAUGGUUCAUCGACGUCUAUUGCAUGACGAUGCCUUCGGCGUUAACGAGGCCUUGAAUGAGACCGCUUACGGAGAGGGUUUGAUAGCGCGUGGCAUACACUAUCUCAUCGUAGGCUCAUCAAAGAAACAGCAAAGUCCCACUACACAGGCAAUUGAACGCUUCACGCAGUUGCGCAAAUUAUUACCGGCCUGGAGUUUCUUCAGUGAUGCUGAGAAUAUAAACUAUGCCGACUGGCGUGAAAAUUUCACUAACAUUUUCACCUUCAUAGAAUUUGAGCUACCGAAAAAUAUACACCUCAUGAGCUUCGAACCAUGGCACGAAAACGAGGUACUCGUACGCUUCGAACACAUACUGGAGAAGGAUGAAGAUCCCGAGUAUUCGAAAGCCGUGCAAUUUAAUGUGCAAACCGUAUUAUCGAGCUUAAAAAUCGCAGAUAUGCGUGAAACCACGCUUGCAGCAAAUGCUUGGUUGGGCGAUAACCAACGCAUGGAAUUCGUGCCAGAUGGACCGGAGGUUGGCUACAACUCUUACGGUGUUUACCAAAGGUCAGUUCAGCAUCAACUUUUGUUGAGAGCCGACAGACCGUUACUGGGUGCGAAAUACUACGACCAAGCAAAAAAUCCGAAGCGAGAAGAAAACGAAGAUGAAGAGCAAAUGCAAACGAAUCGUAUAAAACGCGAUACCGAGGAGUCGCAGGAACUUAAUCGCGAGCGUGCAGAGAAGCUACGUAAACUGAAGGUGCGAAAGCAGACUUUGGCGGAAAAGUAUAUGAACGGCGAUGACCGUUUCGUCGUCGAACUAAGUCCAAUGCAAAUGCGAACCUACAUACUCACCUUGCAGAAGGACAACUGAAAGAAAAUAAAUGGAUGUAAUGGUUUUACCAGUAAAUAUUUUGUUCAUACAGACAUGUAGUUCUACAUAAAAGACCCGAAUUCAAGAUAUUUGGUAAAACAGUACACAGUUUUUGUAGUGAUAUGAUAGAUGAGAUAUCAAGGCAGCUGCAGGUGCUCCAAGUAAAUGAAUAUAUAUGCAAAAGUU